Ilex paraguariensis (yerba mate) is the source of this 561-nucleotide messenger RNA. The record is from the annotation of a GenBank genome assembly. NCBI's taxonomy places the organism in Eukaryota, Viridiplantae, Streptophyta, Magnoliopsida, Aquifoliales, Aquifoliaceae.
AUGGCAGUGGUGUCACCUCUGGCGAAAUACAAGCUGGUGUUCUUGGGCGAUCAAUCCGUCGGUAAAACCAGCAUCAUCACUCGCUUCAUGUACGACAAAUUCGACACUACCUAUCAGGCUACCAUUGGCAUUGAUUUUCUGUCCAAAACAAUGUACCUUGAAGAUCGAACAGUACGCCUGCAGCUUUGGGAUACAGCUGGCCAAGAGAGGUUUAGGAGUCUUAUUCCAAGCUAUAUUCGAGAUUCUUCCGUUGCAGUGAUUGUCUAUGACGUUGCUAAUCGACAAUCAUUUUUGAACACGUCAAAGUGGAUUGAAGAAGUACAUACAGAACGAGGCAGUGAUGUCAUCAUUGUUCUUGUCGGUAAUAAAACUGAUCUUGUUGAUAAAAGGCAAGUUUCAAUAGAAGAAGGGGAUUCCAAGGCUCGUGAGUUUGGGAUCAUGUUCAUAGAAACCAGUGCGAAAGCGGGAUUCAAUAUCAAGCCUCUAUUUCGUAAGAUUGCUGCUGCAUUGCCGGGAUGGAAACUCUUUCCUCCACAAAACAGGAAGACAUGGUUGACGUGA